AUGCUUAAUAAUAUUCGACAGAUUUUUCCUCGAAUUAUUCGUCCAACAAUGAUGUUGACUAAUAUUCGUUCCAGCACAUCAAACGCAGACAAAUCACCUGUCUCAGCAAAUGUACCUAGUGGUUUGUGGAAACUUGGUAAACUCAAUCAUAUAGCUGUUGCUGUUCCUGAUUUAGAUCAAGCAAGUAGUUUUUUUAAAAAUAUUCUUCAGGCAAAAUCAGUUAGUGGAGCUGUACCACAAAAAGAAGAUGGUGUUUAUACAGUUUUUGUUGAACUAGAUAAUAUGAAAAUAGAACUUGUACAUCCACUUGGUGAUGACAGUCCAGUUGCAAAUUUCUUAAAAAAGAAUCAUAGCGGUGGAAUUCACCAUAUUUGUAUUGAAGUUGAUAAUCUUGAAGCUGCAAUAAAAGAAAUUCGAGAACAACAUAUUCGAACACUUAAUGAUAAGAUUGAAAUUGGCGCUCAUGGUAAACCAGUUAUGUUUCUUCAUCCAAAAGAUUGUGAUGGAAUACUUAUUGAACUAGAACAAGCGUAA
This is a messenger RNA of Rotaria sordida, 534 nucleotides long. The record is from the annotation of a GenBank genome assembly. NCBI's taxonomy places the organism in Eukaryota, Metazoa, Rotifera, Eurotatoria, Philodinida, Philodinidae.